AAAUAAUAAUUAAUAAUUGUAAUGUGGAGUGAGCUAGCUAUCACAUUGUAUAUUUAGUAUAAAAGGCAAAAUAUGGCAAUGAAGUUUCUCAUCAAGUAAUAAUAACAAGUAUCCAUUAUUUCAACAAACUCUUUCUUCUUCUUCAUCAUUAUCAAUGGACAUCGACAAUGCCUUCCACAUGACCGGAGGUGAUGGUCACACCAGUUAUGCGAAAAACUCGUCUUUUCAGGUCUUAUUCUUUCUCAACUGUCUCGUUUUUCAUCUGAAUGGGAGCCAUAACUAACAGUAGUUUUGUUGUCUUUCUUAGAGGAAGGCAUCUGAGAUGAUGAAACACAUAACAAUGGAGACUCUACAAGAUGUCGUUUUCAAAACCCAUCCAAAAAGCUUAGGCAUAGCCGACUUAGGAUGUUCUUCCGGUCCCAACACUCUUUCCAUAAUAAGAGACAUGGUUAGAACCGUAAUUCUAUCUCCCACCACCACUACCUUGCCGGAGUUUCGAAUAUAUCUCAACGACCUUCCCGCCAAUGAUUUCAACACCAUCUUUAGAUCCUUGCCUGAUUUCUAUUGGGACCUCAAUCAAUCUGCAAACCCAUUUGUUUUUGUGGCGGGAUAUCCUGGUUCCUUCUAUGGAAGACUAUUUCCCGCCAAUUCUCUUCAUUUUGUCUAUUCUUCUUAUAGCUUACACUGGCUCUCGAGGGUUCCUCAAGGGGUGUUGUCGAUGAAUAAAGGGAACAUAUACAUAUCAGAAAACAGCCCAACUCAAGUUUCGGAAGCCUACUUUCGACAGUUCAAGAACGACUUUCAGUUGUUUCUUCGAACGCGUGCAGAGGAGCUAGUCAAUGGCGGAAGAAUGGUGCUCAUAUUCUUGGGUAGGCUCGGCCCGAACCAUGUUGAUAGAGGCAACUCUUUCUUCUGGGAAAUUCUUCGUCGAUCCCUUCUCAUUAUGUCAACACAGGGAGAAGUGGAGAAGAAGAAGAUAGAUACAUACCAUGUUCAUUUCUAUGCAGCAUCGAAAGAUGAGGUUGAAGAAGAGGUGCGGAAUGAAGGAUCAUUUGAGAUGGAUAGAUUCGAGAUGUUUGAGAUAGAGAAGGAAGGAGAUAUCGGAGGACGAGGCGUAAGCUAUGGGACGACAGUUGCAAUGACAGUAAGAGCAAUACAGGAAUCGAUGAUCAGCCGUCAUUUUGGGGAAGGGGUGGUGGAGAGGUUGUUUGAGAUAUAUGGAAGAUUGGUAGAUGAAGAAAUGGAGAAAGAAGAUAUUAAGCCUAUCACAUUUCUAGUUGUUCUAAGAAAGAAGGCUAUGGAUUAAGAACUAUGAUCAAUUAGUGUGUUUUUCAUGCAAAUGUUUAAAUGUAAUUCUGUUUGUUUGUUUUUAAGCUCGACUCUUAACUAUUUCAGCUGGUGAUGGUAGACAAAAGAAACCAAGAAUCUACAUAACUUUUCCCUUA
Impatiens glandulifera is the source of this 1445-nucleotide messenger RNA. Its product is annotated as probable methyltransferase TCM_000336. The record is from RefSeq and is a predicted model, not a curated record. Gene Ontology annotation, molecular function: S-adenosylmethionine-dependent methyltransferase activity. Lineage: Eukaryota; Viridiplantae; Streptophyta; Magnoliopsida; Ericales; Balsaminaceae. The transcript is spliced from 2 exons. Gene Ontology annotation, biological process: methylation. Bases 323 to 1306 code for a protein of 327 amino acids.